This is a messenger RNA of Diaporthe amygdali, 1353 nucleotides long. RefSeq lists its product as uncharacterized. The transcript has a single exon. NCBI's taxonomy places the organism in Eukaryota, Fungi, Ascomycota, Sordariomycetes, Diaporthales, Diaporthaceae. The coding region runs from base 1 to 1353 and encodes 450 amino acids. The record is from RefSeq and is a predicted model, not a curated record.
AUGCACCGCCCGUUCGCCCAGCGGCCAAGCUGCCGGAAUCCUCGUCGGGUCUAUCAGAUCUGCGCCCUCGUCGCGCCUCCCACGCCCUCGCCGCUUGGUUCACAUCUUGCCAAGGCUUUGUUUGCAACACUUGGCGCUCAUCCUCGCAGAGUCAGGUCCCUCCAAGGGAUGCCCAACGCAGGCUUGUUGCCAAAGCCAAUCUUGCCAACAACGAGGCCUUACCGUUUUGGCCCGCCCAAGCCCUCGAAGCAUUCUCUGCCUGAUGAGGCCCAGACGGGACUCUCCAGGGCGAAAGCUUCUUCCAAGCCGGGAAAUGUGGGCAGCAAAGACGUCGUCCUCGUCAUCGAGCACUCCUUGGAGCAGCUCCUGGCCCAUGACAGGAUCCCGCAUGACGACGAGGUCAUCGCCGCAUUACGCAAGUGCGCCAAAGCUGCCAGUCUGGUCCACGCUGAGCUAGCGAGUCCUCUACACCUUGGUGAAUCCGCCGAGUCAGACACUGCAGCAUCGUCACUGCUAUCUAUGGACGGGCCUAAUCCAGAGGUGACGCAGUCGCCGCGGAUCAACAAGAUCCUAGACCCUCCUCGGCCUAGCGAGCUGGCGGACCGGGUUUCCGAAGCCGCCUUUGUCAUUGUCUCUCACCCGAACGUCCUCAUUACACCGCAGGUCUUGGAGGUCUAUCUGGACACCCAAGCACGGCUUGGCAGAGUAGAGACUGUCCCGCACGUGCUGGGUUUGUACGCCUCGAAACCGAAACCUCGACGAAGCCAUGGUCCGUUGCAGCACCUAAAGCAAAAUCCCGAUAGGGCAGCCAACGCUGUCGAUCCUGAGCUCGUUGAUAAAGCGUUGAACGCUGCUAUCGAGGCCAAGAACCUUGAUGCAGCCAUCGGUAUCAUCGAAAAUAGCUACGCAACUAAAUCGUUUAUCCGGGCAAAGCUGCUCAAGAAAGCUCUACUUCCUGCCUCGGCUGUCGUCGCGACCCCCAUGGCCGUCUACCUGCUGGCGUUCAACUUGUCUCAUCUCCAGAACUCCUUCGACCAGAAGACGGCGACCGCCGUAGCCACUGCUGGCAUCUUGGCCUACGUUGGGUUUACCGGCUGGAUGGGCGCGCUGUCCGUUAUCACGCAGAAUGAUCACAUGAAACGCGUGACAUGGGCCCCAGGAGUUCCUCUGAAGGAACGGUGGAUCCAUGAAGAAGAGAGAGCCGCUCUAGACAAGGUGGCUUGCUCUUUUGGCUUCUCGCAGGCUCACCGAUAUGGUGAGGAAGAGGGCGCUGACUUCCAGGCAUUGCGCGAAUUCGUUCUCAGUAAGGGCAUGGUCUUGGACAGAGUCGAGUUGAUGGAAGGUAUGAGCUGA